CUUUCUGUCAAUUAUCAGUCAUACAUAAAUCUAAAGCAGAAUUCAGACCUACUACGAUGUAGUCCAAUGUUCUACAAUCAUCCACGUUAUGAUGGUGUUAUUGUCAAUACUACUGAUGGGUUGUAUGUGGCAGAAUUAAUUCAACUCUUUGAGUGUGAAUUUAAUGAACAGAAAUAUCCAUUGGCAUUAGUUCAUCCCUAUGAUGCUCCUGUAACUGAUGGCCAUCUACGUUGGAAGCAUCAAAGAGAUAAAGAUUUAGGAUUUUAUCGAGUUCGUGCAUGCCCACGAAUUCAUUCAGCCUUUGUUUCUAUAUAUUCUAUUGUUCAUGAUGCACUCCUGGUAAAAGAUGCAGACUCAGAUCUUAAUAAUGGCCAGGAUUACUUCAUUGUGGAUAUCAUUGAUACUGACAUGUUUCUCUGA
Desarmillaria tabescens is the source of this 420-nucleotide messenger RNA. RefSeq lists its product as uncharacterized. The transcript has a single exon. The annotation marks the transcript as partial. Lineage: Eukaryota; Fungi; Basidiomycota; Agaricomycetes; Agaricales; Physalacriaceae. The record is from RefSeq and is a predicted model, not a curated record.